AUGGUGCUGGCCCGUGAUGCUCUUCGUGGCAGUAACAAAAGCCUCUCUUUCCACAAGAGCAACACUGCCAUGGUGCUGGGUGGUCCAGCAGCAGGCCCGGCAAUGCACAUGCCCCACACCAUGCAGGGUAUGAUGCAGUUCUGGGGCAGCAUGGCAGCUAACAUGUUCAACCAGCAGCAGCAAUUGGCGAAGAAGAACGAUGGAUUGCCUGGGUUGAAAAUCUUCGGCGACCCAGCUGCUGCCGCCUCGUCUGGGACGAUGGCCUCCUCGCCUGCUCAACAGCAGGCCUUGCAGCUUCCUACAGUUACCAAUGAACCGGCACAGGGCAGCGGAACAAAGCAGGCCGAGCAACAGGGAGUGCUGGCCAGCAAGGAUCCUGUCAGUGCUGCACAACAUGCAGAUGAAAUGCUUCAAGCUUGGAAGGGCGACAACAAAGGGUUCGACAGCACCGUCGAGGCCGAGGCCAAGGAAAACGAGGCGAAGCACAAGGCAAAUAAGAAGCCCAAGGCUGCAGCCAAGGCCAAGGGUAAAGCCAAGGCCAAGGCUAAGGCGAAGGCCAAGUGCACGGCCAUGAAGUCCCAGCCCAAAGCAAAGUCGCAGCCCAAGGCGAAGGCCAAGGCUGCUUGCAAGGCGAAGGCGAAGUCGCAGCCGAAGAAGGUCCAGAAGGCUUUGCAGAAGUUCACUCGAGAAGAGGUCCGAUGCAUGACUUUGUCGGCUCGCAUCAAGCUGCGACCCAAUGGGUGUGCCAAGUGUCUCAGUCAGGUCUUGCAGGAACUCCAAGAGCUGCCCGAGUUGCCAUCUGGGACGAGUCGCCGAACACUGAAGCGGGCCCGGGAUGAGAAGACUCGGAGCUACCAAACUGCUUAUGGCGAGAUCCUAUGCGACUUCAAGUGUGUUGCCGAAACUGGUGUGGAGUUUGAAUUUCCUGUCUUGAACCCAGCUGCAAUGCUUGCCUGGGCGACAGAGCGAUGUCGACCAUUUGGCGAGUUCCUGGAGAGGGCCAUGGAUGCCACACCCCCCAGCAUUCUUCAACCAUGGGGAUUGGUGUGGUAUUCCGACGAGCUGGCUCCGGGCAACCAACUCAAGCACUCCAACCGGAGAAAGGUCCAGGCUGUAUAUUGGAGCCUGCUCCCUUUGGGACAGCAUGCAAUGGGUUGCGAAAAUUGCUGGUUCACUCUCUGUGCCAUUCGCAGCUCUCUGGUCGCAGAUCUCGGCGGCAUGACUGUGCUCUUCAGGCAGCUAGCAGCCUUGUUCUUUGAGAGACCUGACUUCAGAAAAGGUCUUGUGUUGCAGUGCCCUGGACAAGCACGUAUGCUCUUUGCCGACUUGAAGAUCAUCAUAUCCGACGAAGCUGCAAUUAAGGCUACCCUUUUCAAUAAAGGAGCCAGUGGGCUCAUAUUCUGUGUUCAAUGCCAAAACGCCGUGGACCACAAAAGCAGCAUUGCUGAAAGGAGUCGGGGCAAUAUGGUGUCCGGCCUGGAAACCGACAUGAGUUGCUUUCGGAUGCACACACCCGAGUCUAUACGAGACACCAUGGACUUCUUGCGAAGGCAAGAGACGGUCCUCAACAAAGACAGAUUCCUGCAACUCCAAACAGCAAUGGGGUUCAAUUUCAAAGAGGAUGGAUUGCUGGCACAUGCAGCAUACGGGCCUCCGGUCAUCGAGUGUGUGAUGUUCGAUUACUUCCAUAUCUAUUUGGUCAAUGGCAUCUUCAAUGUUCUGACGGGGUUUUUUCUUGGAGAGCUUCACAACCAUGGCUGGAAGCACAAUGACAUUGAUCGCUUCGCAAAUGGUUUUACCUGGCCUUCUCGUUUGCGAGGUGCUGCUGCAAAGGAUAUCUUGCAGAAGCGAAAGCCAAGCGAAACCUUGAAGUGUGGAGCCAGCGAGGCUCUGAACUUUAUGCAGCUGCUGCGACUCUAUGUGCUAGUCUUUGUGCUGCCAAAUUGCAGCAGAGAUAUCCGGGACUCUUGCGAGGUUUGGUUGGCUUUGUGCAAGGUGAUUGAUGCUUUGCAAGCGAUCAAUGCCAAACCUUCAGCAUUUACCCCCCUGCAGUUGCAGCAGCUCAUCAAAAGGCAUCUCGAUCUGGCGAAAAGUCGGUAUGGAGAUGAGUGGUGGGUGCCAAAGUGUCACUUGGCAGGCCAUUUGGCGCUGCAACUGGCCAAGCAUCAGGUCCUCCUCAGAGCAUCCUACAAGAUGUACUCCAUGGUCACAUGGAAAGUCUGGCAGAGGGUGUAUACCUCCCAGGCCAAGGAGUUCGCUUGGUCGCAGGCAGUGCAUGGAGGAAACUUCACCGUGGCUGUCGGCGACUUGGCCUUGAUGGAUCUGGAUGGGGUCGUGAGCAACCUGCGGGUCGAAGCCCCGCUGGUGCGCUGCGACCCGACGGCGCCGUGGCUCUCCAUCGGCGUCCAGGGCGUGCUCGUCAACGACACCCUCCUCGUCAACGGCGCCAUCGCACCCGAGGCCAGCCUGCCGUACCUCUACCUCUCGGGCGGCACCACGGGCCUGGAGCUGAACACGAAGUUCGCCGCCGUCACGGGGCUCGGGGACCCCGGCGGCUUCUGCGAGCUGGCCGUCAUCAACCAGGCGCCGACUGCCGACGGGCGCGGCGAGGCUCUUCCUGUCCACGCAGAAUAA
This is a messenger RNA of Symbiodinium sp. CCMP2592, 2634 nucleotides long. The record is from the annotation of a GenBank genome assembly. Lineage: Eukaryota; Dinophyceae; Suessiales; Symbiodiniaceae.